CGACCCUGGUAUCGCGUCGUUCCCCGGCCAUCGUACUGGCGCGCGCCUACCACUUUAAUUAAGAGUCUGCAGUUCCACAUGGAAUCGCAAGCUCCCACACCCGAAUCUUCCUACCUCAUCCGCUGCAUGUCUCCUUCUAUAUUGACAGCAGUCUUCUCAGUCACUUCCCCAUCAUUGUCAACCACGGCUGUCUACUUCCUAUACCUCAUCAUCAGUAGUAAUGUCUCGUCCUUCACUUGGCAAACGGACGAGGUCUGUCCAGGAUCAGGGCGAGACCCAGCUUCCCGCUAAGCGCACCAGACGGCAAACUCGAGCUGCACUGCACAAUGAUGAGAACGCAGAUCCCGAGGGGGCAGCCACUCCCGAGCUCGACUGCCAGAGUGACGACAAGGCCUACGUCGAACCGGCCGCGAAGAGCAUCAAGCGUUCUCGUUCCCAGACUUUCCCAAAGACGAUUCCGAUCACGCCCCAAACCCCACGACAUCGAGACGCCUUCGCCAACUCUCCCUCUACGCCCCGGCAGGCGGUCAAGUCUGCUGGAAGGCUCUUCCAGAGGUUGACGCCUCAGUCUCCUUUGACGCCUGGCUCUCUUCAAACCAUUUACCACUCUGCUCGACAACUCUUUGCCCGGGGUGCCGACCCAGGCCAACUUGUGGGACGCGAAAGGGAACGAGAGCAAGUAGCCCAAUUCGUCCAGCGGUGCUAUUCUUCGACCCCGAGCGGAUGCCUCUAUGUCAGCGGUCCGCCUGGAACAGGAAAGAGUGCGAUGAUCAAGGAGAUCACAGGAGAGUUGACACAGUCCACAAAUGUACGACAAGCAUAUGUCAACUGUAUGAGUGUCAAGUCAUCCAAGGACCUUUAUAACACCUUACUGGAACUCAUGGGGUACGACAGUGACCUCUCGGAAACUCUGGCCAUGAAAGAGCUGCAGAAGGUUUUUGCGACGGCGAAGAAGGACUCGCCUGUCUACCUGCUUGUCCUUGACGAGAUCGACCACAUCUUAACCAUGGGGUUGGAGAGCUUGUACCGGCUAUUCGAGUGGUCUUUGCAGCAGCCGUCGCGACUGGUCUUGGUCGGCAUUGCCAACGCACUCGAUCUCACAGACCGUUUUCUGCCACGACUUAAAUCCAAGAACCUCAAGCCAGAGCUUCUUCCAUUUCACCCGUACUCGGCUGCUCAGAUCAAAAGCAUCAUCACCACGCGCUUGAUGACUUUGUUGCCGACUGACAGCAAGGAGAAAACACUCCCCUUUUUCCACCCCGCAGCCAUUGAACUCUGCUCCCGGAAGGUGUCGAGUCAAACAGGAGACUUGCGGAAAGCCUUCGAGAUCUGUCGACGCGCGCUGGACGUUGUCGAGUCAGAGACCAGGCGCCAACACGAAAAUGAGGCAAGGGAGAAGGUUCUACAGAUGACACCGUCCCGCAAACCUCUUGGCGAGAAUGUCAACAUGGCUGGCUCCAGUUGGUCCUCUAGGAGCGUCUCUCACGUCGCGGCGACGUCUCUCAAGGCUUUAACGGUCGAGAGCGCCCCACGAGUGCUCCUCAAACACCUGAAUCAAGUCACUCAAGCAGCGUUCAGCAACGGAACCAACCAGCGACUGAAAGCCCUCAACCUCCAGCAAAAGGCGGCACUUUGCUCGUUGGUUGCCCUCGAGAAGCGCAACCGAGCGGCAAAGAUGGCCAGUGGUUUGACCACACCCACCAAAUCGCAGACGCUGGCACCUACAGUCAAAACUCUGUAUGAUACGUAUUCUGUUCUUUGCACGCGGGACUCGGUUUUGCACCCGCUGUCAAGCUCAGAGUUCCGAGAGGUCAUCGGAAGUUUGGAGACAUUGGGUCUAAUCAGUCCCGUCGAUGGGAAGACAGGUAGCCUUGUGGCGACACAAACACCAAGCAAGAGAGGACGAAAGUCGGCGCUGCCCACAGGAGAAGACAAGCGAGUGGCCAGUUGCGUCGGUGAAAAGGAAAUGGAGAACAUUGCUGAGGGCGUAGGUGCAGGUAUCUUGUCGAGCAUCCUCAGCGGCGAUGCACUGGAUUGAUUUAUGGGAUGCAGCAGGAGUUCUUGGGGUGCAUUUUGCAUGGCAUUGGAGUUCAGGAAAAAGCAUGACACGUGGGGUUUGAGGAGGAUCUGUGGCGAGCUGUCCAUCACAGCCAGCUAGCCAAGCAUUGUAUAUCGAAGAAUUGUGUGGAUAUUGAAGCGAAGGCGGAAUGAUGACCUGUUGGAGGUGCUAAAAAUCAAGUGACGGAGAAUGGCCAACAUGGGAGAUGCCCGGACAAAGGGUACCGGGGGGUGGUGGUAGUGUAAGAGACAUUUGGGACGAGACAUUAAUAGCAUGAUACCAGACGGUCAAAACGAAACAAGGCUUGUUGAAGUAGCUGAAUAUGACCCGUGCUGUAGAG
Colletotrichum navitas is the source of this 2399-nucleotide messenger RNA. RefSeq names its product cell division control protein. The coding region runs from base 221 to 2038 and encodes 605 amino acids. Gene Ontology annotation, biological process: DNA replication initiation; mitotic DNA replication checkpoint signaling; cell division. Gene Ontology annotation, molecular function: DNA replication origin binding; ATP hydrolysis activity. NCBI's taxonomy places the organism in Eukaryota, Fungi, Ascomycota, Sordariomycetes, Glomerellales, Glomerellaceae. The record is from RefSeq and is a predicted model, not a curated record. The transcript is spliced from 2 exons. Gene Ontology annotation, cellular component: nucleus.